AUGAUUAGAAAUAGAAUUAAGCAUCGCAUCCAACCAUGGAUAGAACCUCCACGGCCUAAGUUUGCAUAUCGACGAGAGUUUUUAUUUCUUCCAGUCAUCCAGAUGAAUCAUGACCUUAUGACCUCAUUGACUGAGGGUGGUUAUAUAAACGCCCCAACGGCUCAGAACCAUCCUAGCCAUCUUUUCCAUUCUUCUUACUCACAGACUCAAAAUACAACAAUCGCCAUGGCCCUGCGUUCGAGCCUCGGAAACUUCUCAAAGCUGCCUUAUGAGAUCCGCGAACUGAUCUGGUUGGAGUUCUACCCUGUCAGUUGGGACAAAUCGAAUAUAGAACCAACAUCAGUCCAGACCUCAGCAGAUAUAGAUCUCAGAGUACUCCGUGCCAGUAGGAGCCUCUAUGACGAGAUAUCGCAUAUCAUCUACUCAAAGACGACCCUGUGUCUUAAUCUCUCGCCCUUAUCAUGCGAGAGUGACACAUUUUGGGGUGCUCUAAGGUUUAAAAGGCGCGUCAGAAAGAACGUCUUCUAUGACGGAGGAGCAGUCUGGAGGCUUGAAAGCGGCUACGAUGACAGAGACGACCAUUUCGACUAUUUUCCUUUUGACAAGUUGGCCGCUAUAGAAAUCAGCCUAUCCGGCCCGGAAGACGCAGCCCAGGUUUUCUGGCUAUGGAGAAACGUUGUCAGGACACUUGAGCUACUAGAAACAGCAUCAUCACUCCCGCCCAUAGUCAUUCGACUUCAGAAAGGCAAGGACUUCAAUAUACAUGAUCUAUACGCAGAAUUCGAUGGCUACGACCCAAAUAACUAUUAUUAUUGCUUAUUUGCCCAGGCGACUUUUCCAAAGCGCAAGAUGUUAAGUUGGAUAGACACUUGUCAUGGGCUCCGUUAUUAUCCAUUUUAUAUCUAUAACUCCCCCGGGCAGUAUAUCUAUGAUAUUUUGAUUAUACCCUUCUAUUCUAAGUUACGAGGCGCUACAUCUAUUCAAGUUGAAGUUCACUCGUGCGAAAUAAAGGAUAAAAUGGACUGGACCAAAAUUCAUUUUGCCGAAAGUGUGCUUUCUAGAAGGAUUAAGGGGUGUGAUUCCCUUGAAUAUCACCGCGAUGAGCGUGAGCUCUUCCACCAGGUUUUUUCAGACUACACUGAUAUACAUGACUGCUUGUUCCAUGGCCAUUACGGGGUUAAGGGGGGAAUCAUACCCUUCCUACACGUUGAGUGGGAUUGCCAAACCUUCCGGUCUAUCGGCAAAAGACCAGCUGGUAUUCCACCGCCAAAUAGCCCACGAACAACAACUAGAAGCCCCCGGAAGGGCAGGAUAAUGUACCAUAUCCCUCCUCUGAACUGUACUUACGAUUCUCUAAUCACUAUUACUUCUAAGUUGUCUACAUAUAUUACUUAA
Microsporum canis CBS 113480 is the source of this 1395-nucleotide messenger RNA. RefSeq lists its product as hypothetical. The record is from RefSeq and is a predicted model, not a curated record. The transcript is spliced from 4 exons. Bases 1 to 1395 code for a protein of 464 amino acids. Lineage: Eukaryota; Fungi; Ascomycota; Eurotiomycetes; Onygenales; Arthrodermataceae.